GAGAGAGAGAGAGGGAAGAAGAAAAGGCCUAAGCGCAGAGCAGCUGUUGGUGGCUGUUGGGUUUUGGGGUGGGCUCCCCCGCCCCCCCAACGAAUGUGAACAUGGCCCCUCUCACUGGAGCCCUUUUCAAGAUGCUCUUUCUUUUGUCCACUCAGAACUGGAGCACCGUGGCAGCAGGGAAUACUUACAAUUGCGAUGAGCCGCUGGCAUCUGCUUUGCCUCAAGCCUCCUUCAGCAGCUCCUCGGAGCUGUCCCGCAGCCACGGUCCGGGGUUUGCAAGGCUUAACCGAAGAGAUGGAGCUGGUGGCUGGUCCCCACUGGUGUCAAAUAGAUACCAGUGGCUGCAGAUUGACCUUGGAGAGAGAAUGGAGGUCACAGCCGUGGCCACCCAAGGAGGCUAUGGGAGCUCCAACUGGGUGACCAGCUACCUGCUGAUGUUCAGUGACAGUGGGAGGAACUGGAAGCAAUAUCGACGAGAAGAGAGCAUCUGGGGCUUUCCAGGAAACACCAAUGCAGACAGCGUGGUGCACUACAGGCUCCAGCCCCCCAUCGAAGCCAGGUUCCUGCGCUUCCUCCCUGGAGCCUGGAACCCCAAGGGCAGGAUUGGGAUGCGGAUCGAGGUGUACGGAUGUGCCUACAGAUCUGAGAUGGUUAAUUUUGAUGGAAAAAGCUCCUUGCUGUACACAUUCAAUCAGACAUCUUUGAAUCCAACAAAAGAUGUGAUUUCUUUGAAAUUUAAAACCAGACAGAGCAGUGGGAUUCUCCUCCACAGAGAAGGCCAGAAUGGCAAACAUGUCACUCUAGAAUUAGUUGAAGGCAAACUCAUCUUAUCCCUCAAUUCAGGUGAUGCUAGGCUUCCCUCCACUGACGCCCGCACUGACCUCACCCUGGGCAGCCUGCUGGACGACGAGCACUGGCAUUCUGUCCUUGUUGAGGUCCUCGAUACUCAUGUCAACUUCACCGUGGACAGACACACUCAUCAUUUUCAGGCAAAGGGAGGAUCAAGCUAUUUGGAUCUUGAUCAUGAGAUCAGCUUUGGAGGGAUUGCUGGAGGUGGAAAAUCAGUGGUGUUCCCACAUAAAAACUUUCAUGGCUGUUUAGAAAAUCUUUUUUAUAAUGGAGUGGAUAUCAUUGAUUUCUCCAAGAAACACAAACCACAGAUCCUGAUCAUGGGAAAUGUGUCCUUCUCGUGUUUGCAACCUCAAACUGUCCCUGUGACUUUUCUGAACUCCAGGAGUUACUUGGCCCUGCCAGGCACCUCGGGAGAGGACAGAGUGUCUGUCACUUUCCAGUUUCGAACGUGGAACAGAGCAGGGCUUCUGCUGACCACCCAAUUUCAACAUGGUUCAGGGGGCUUCAUCCUCGGCCUUAAUGAUGGUAAACUCACACUGAAUCUCUCCCAGCCGGGACAGUCAUCCAGGAACAUCACAGCAGGAGAUAGAUUAAAUGAUGGGCAGUGGCAUUCUGUGUCCUUAUCUGCUAAAGGCAAUCACCUGAGUGUGAUGGUGGAUGAUGACAUUGCUUCUGCUGCCCAUUCCCUCCUGCUUAGGCAGAUUGAUUCGGGUGACACCUAUUAUUUGGGAGGCUGUCCCGACAACAGCUCUGGCUCUGGACUCCACGGCCCACCGUGGGGAUUUCAGGGCUGCCUGAGGCUCAUCUCCAUUGGCGACAGAGCGGUGGAUCUCAUCUCAGUCCAGCAGGGGGCGCUGGGGAGCUUCAGCGAUCUGCAGAUAGACGCUUGUGGCAUCACGGACAGGUGUUUGCCCAGCUACUGUGAACAUGGUGGUGAGUGUUCCCAGUCCUGGAACACCUUCUCCUGCGACUGUGCAGACACUGGUUACGUGGGAGCGACUUGCCAUUCCUCUCUCUACAAGCAGUCAUGUGAAGCCUAUAAACACAAAGGGAACUCUUCGGGGCUCUACUACAUUGACUCAGAUGGAAGUGGCCCCCUGGGACCAUCUCUUGUGUAUUGCAAUAUGACAGAUACCACGUGGACCUCAAUACAGCACAAUGGUUCCCACUUGACCAGAGUCAAAAGCUCUAAUGGAGAAAACCCACAUGCCACCUUUUUCAAGUACACAGCCAGCCUGGACCAGCUCCAGGCCAUAAUUAAUCACGCAGAGCACUGCCAACAGGAGCUGGCUUUCCACUGCAAGAAGUCAAGGCUUUCAACUCAUGUUGAUGGAACCCCACUGAGCUGGUGGCUUGGAGGAACCAAUGAAACACACACUUACUGGGGAGGUUCUCUGCCUGAUGCUCAAAAGUGUACUUGUGGAUUAGAGGGAACCUGCACUGAGUCUCGAUAUUACUGCAACUGUGAUGCUGACCGGAGUGAAUGGACCAGUGACACCAUAGUCCUUUCUCGUAAGGAGCACCUGCCGGUCACUCAGGUUGUCAUGACAGACACGGGACGACCCCAUUCGGAAGCAGCUUAUACCCUGGGACCUCUGCUCUGCCGGGGAGACAAUUCAUUUUGGAAUUCAGCCUCCUUCAACACUGAGACAUCAUAUCUUCAUUUCCCGGCGUUCCGUGGGGAGCUCAGUGCCGACGUGGCUUUCUUUUUUAAGACCACGGCUUCCUCCGGGGUGUUUGUGGAGAAUCUGGGGAUCACAGACUUUUUCAGGCUGGAACUGCAUGCUCCUGCGGAGGUCACCUUUUCCUUUGAUGUGGGGAAUGGGCCUUGUGAGAUCACGGUGCAGUCACCCACACCCUUUAAUGACAACCGGUGGCACCACGUGAGGGCAGAGAGGAACGUUAAAGAAGCCUCGCUUCAAGUGGAUCAGCUCCCACAGAGGACCCAAGCGGCUCCCCCUGACGGGCAUGUCCGCUUACAGCUCAACAGCCAGCUCUUCGUGGGUGGGACGGCCACCCGCCAGAGAGGCUUUCUGGGCUGCCUCCGUUCCCUGCAGCUGAACGGGAUGGCCCUGGAUCUGGAGGAAAGAGCCACGAUGACCCCGGGAGUGGAGCCAGGGUGUCCGGGGCACUGCAGCAGCUACGGACACUUAUGUCGCAAUGGCGGGAGGUGUAGAGAGAAGCCCAGGGGGAUCGCUUGUGACUGCACCUUCUCUGCCUACACCGGGCCAUUCUGCUCAGACGAGAUUUCUGCAUAUUUUAGAACUGGCUCCUCGGUGAUCUACAGUUUUCAAGAACAUUCCAAUUACUCCUUCAGUAAGAACUCCAGCUCCCUGGCAGCUUUAUUUCGUGAGGAGGUAACACUGAAUAGAGAAAUGAUUACUCUGAGCUUCCGAACUACAGGAACUCCCCGAUUACUGCUUUAUGUGAGCUCCUUCUAUGAGGAAUAUCUUUCGGUUAUCCUCGCCCAAAAUGGAAGUUUGCAGAUCAGGUACAAGCUAGACAGACAUCAGCAACCUGAUGUUUUUAACUUUGAUUUUAAAAACAUGGCUGAUGGACAGCUUCACCAUGUCAAGAUUAACCGAGAUGAAGCUGUGGUCUUUGUAGAGGUUAACCAGAGUGCAAGGAGACGAGUCAUCCUGUCAUCAGGUACAGAAUUCAACGCCCUCAAAUCCCUUACACUGGGGACAAUUUUAGAUCCCUCAGGCGCCGACCCGGACACGCGGCGCGCUGGAGCGCACGGCUUCACCGGCUGCCUCUCAGCCGUGCGCUUCGGCCAGGCGGCUCCGCUGAAGGCGGCGCUGCUGCUCGGCGGCCCUGCGCGGGUCACCAUCCGCGGCCACGUGGCCGCCACGGCCCGCUGCGCGGCGGGGACGGGGCCCGGUUCCCCUGUUCCGGAGUUGACCCGGCGGCUCGCAGGUCGUUCGGGACCAACAGAUGAGGGGGAGCCCUUAGUUAAUGCAGACAGAAGUGACUCUGCUGUAAUCGGAGGUGUGAUAGCAGUUGUGAUAUUUAUCUUCCUCUGCAUCACUGCCAUAGCCAUACGCAUCUGUCAACAGAGAUGGCUAUACCAAAAAAAUGAGUCAGAUAUCUCAAAAAAGGGAGAUGAUGCUGAGACUGCUCUGAAAAGUGAACUCAACGUGCAAAAUGCAGUCAGCGAAAGUCAGAAAGAGUAUUUCUUCUGAUGGGCAGCCGUGGUUGACUUGUACUAUGACAGUGUGACAUUCUUGCUAAGACAGGGGCUUUCUGUGGAUGAAAACCCAGCUCUUGUCCUCCUGGUACAUGAAGUGGACGUGCCACGCCGCCGAUAUGCCCACUGCCAGCCUCACAGAGGGUGCUGGGAGGCCCUGCCCAAUGAUGCCAGUUCUUUCCUUGUCUAUUUAUGUAACUGCGAGUUAGGCGUGGUCAUUAAUCUCUGGUUGGCAGUUUCUGACUCUGCUGACCUGAUCUUCUAAAACUGAAAUGUAAUUUGCAUAAUGACAGUAAGUUUCAAAAGAGAACAAAACUUUGAGCUGUGGCCUUAUUCUCUUACAAAAGGCAACAGAGAAGUUUUGUUUAGAGGUAAAUGUCAAUGCUGGACUUUCAUGUUUUGUGGAAACCUAUUGCUGCAGUCCCUUCGUCAGUUCCCUGCUGACCUUUGUAAAACAGGAAAUGGGUCUCAGAUGGCCUUUUGCUGGAUUUCUGUUUUCCUAUGAAGCCCACUGGCCAAAAAUGUAUUAGAGACCUGGAAAAAUAAUGCUUUGUAAAGUUGAUUCCUUUUUCUAUUUGGCGCUUAAAUCACUCUGGAUACAUUUUAGUGAUGAAAUUAGUAUUGAAUUUGGCUAUGGAAUUGUAGUACUGAUUUCGAUUACAAGACAAAUUCCUGAAUAGCAAAAUAUAGAGAGGAUUUCAGUGGGUGAUAACUUGCUUAUUUUUCUUUGUAAUUUGUCAUACUGAUCUUUGUAAAUUAUAAUAAUGAACACCUCCCAUCGAGUUAAAAAAAAUGCAUAUCUUCUAACUAGACUUGUCCCCACACUAUAUUUAACACUGCAAAUUUAUCUUUCAACCACAUCUGGAUAAAACAUAAUCCUCAAUUUAUUUCCCUUCAACAUGGAGUGAUUAGGUCAAUUUUUCUUUGUAAAUCUGCAGUUCUCUUUCUCUGCAAGUUACCACAACAAUCCUUUGAUUCCCUGUGACUGUCCAUUUAUUAGGAAAAAAGUCACAUUUUUUAACUGAAGCUCUCCCUUUUGAAAUUUUGAACUCACCUAGGCAAAAUUUUAUCCGUCUCAUCUAGUUACUCUGGAAUAUCAAGAGAAAGAUGCUGAUGCUAAGAACAGAUGCAGGUUAUCCAGUUCGAACUAAGUCUGACAUUCUGCAUGUCUCUAGGAUUAUGGGUCAAUUUCUUACACAGCAGCCUAAAGCAACAUAUGCUAUUAGUUGGGUCAUGUCAUUUUAAGAUGCAUACACAUGCUAGGAGAGCAAGGACUUCAUCUGAACUAUGGAAAUUUUUCCAGUAACCACUUUUGAUGUCCAUGGAGCCACCAUUUGCAUUCAGUACGUCAAUUAUCAUAAAAAGGUGCUACACUCUCCACAUCCCAUCUGCCCUGUGCCUGCCAAGUAUUAAUCAGAUUAUUUACUCUGUCCACACCAGGACUUCAACCUUGCUAUUAUCUUUUGAGUGUCCACCCCCUUUUCUGUGUGCUUUUUAAGGAAUGCAAAAAGAUAUCCUUUCUAUUAAGUCUUUUCUCAAAAAACAAUUGUCUUUUCUUAUAGCAUUUGUAUUACUUUUCUAUAAGGUGUAGCCAAUUACCAUGAACUUAAUACAACAUAUAUUUAUUAUCUCACAGUUUCUGUGGGUCGAGAGCUGGGCAUGGCUGCACUUAUCAAGUGUAGGCCAGGGCUGGGCUCUCAUCCAGACACCCGACUGGGGAAGGAUUCUCUUCCCUGCUCAUGCGGUUGUUGGCAAACUUUGGUUCCUUCCUGCUGUGGGAUUCAUGGCAGAUUACUAAGGAGGGGGAGACUUUAGUAUGAGCUUGCUAGCAAAAAGGAGACUCGUGUCAUGAGUCAUGGAAUGUAAUGAUGGGGGUGGCAUUGCAUCACUUUUGCCCUAUUCUGUGGGGUAGAAGCAAGUCACCAGUUCUGCCCACACUCAAAGGGUGUAAGUUUCUUAGGGGCAUGCACUAGCAGGCAGGGAUCAUGGGAGCCACCUCGAAGUCUGUCCACCACAGUACUGCAUCUGUAUUGAUGUUUCUUUGAAUGAAUGAUGAAGGAUUUUAAAGAUCUCAAAAUGAUAGACGUACUUUUCCCCCACAGGCCUAUGUAGGCUGUGGAAAGAUCCAAAACAGAUAUAGUAGACUCUAUUUAAUGCAUAGCUGAACGUAAACAUUGUGAAAACACUGCAGAUUUUACAAGUGAUCAUCUUAGGACCCAGAAGAAUUCAUCACUUUGAUGGCUUGAAUUUUACAGAGUUAUAGAAAGUGAAACCCACUGCAGUCUGCUCUUUGCUCUAGAGAAACAACAAAAUAGUUGCACCCAUUGCAGUGAUAUAUUAUCCACUUUCCCUUACUGAUUUGUAAACUUUACCUGCUUAUUUGUGAAUAAAAUAGCGUUUUUGAAUUAAAUUAGGAAAAUAUUUAAGAGAAGUUGGAUGAGAUUUGAAUUAUGGAAGCAUAUUGCUUAUUCCCUAAAAUAUUAUAAAAUGUGCAGGUGUAUACUUUUCUGUAGUGCUGUGUGUAUUAUUUUACCCCUUCUGUAUAUAUGGGGAGCAUGAAUAUUGUGAUCUGUUAACAUUUUUAUAAGUGUUUAAAUUAUCAAACACAAAGUGAAAGAAAUAGGUAAUGUUUACUAUUUACUACAAAGUACCUAUGAAUGUAGUUAUUUAAACCUAUGCCAGAUAACAAUCAUUUAGUAAUCAGUUAUUUGUUGAAUGGUUGCCACGUACUCAAAAUGAGUUAAACAUACUUUCCUCCGAGAGCUGGGUUACUAAGCCCUAUUUGAAUACACAGAUUCCAGUUGCAGGUACCAUCCUUCUAUGAAAUAAAAGGUAAAAGAGAAUCAUUCCCCCAAUUAUAUUUUCAAAUAAAAAAGGAAAACAGCAUAUUAUUUACACACAUUAUUGGGUGUGGAACUUGGGAACUUCUCUUCAGGAUGACGUGA
Messenger RNA from Choloepus didactylus (southern two-toed sloth), 6987 nucleotides. RefSeq names its product contactin-associated protein-like 3. The record is from RefSeq and is a predicted model, not a curated record. The transcript is spliced from 24 exons. Bases 102 to 4037 code for a protein of 1311 amino acids. NCBI's taxonomy places the organism in Eukaryota, Metazoa, Chordata, Mammalia, Pilosa, Megalonychidae.